Messenger RNA from Orycteropus afer afer, 1520 nucleotides. It is a transcript of the gene FAM114A2, whose product is annotated as family with sequence similarity 114 member A2. The record is from RefSeq and is a predicted model, not a curated record. NCBI's taxonomy places the organism in Eukaryota, Metazoa, Chordata, Mammalia, Tubulidentata, Orycteropodidae.
UAAUCAUGUCGGAUAAAGAUGAUUCUGAGACUCCAGUUAUAACUGAAGCAACCCCUAUUCCUGAUGAAGAGAACUGUGAGCCAGGAAAGGAUUCUGAGUCUUUUGACCAAAGCAACAAACUAGAGAGUAAAUCAGAACCUGUAGUUUCUACUCAAAGACCAGAGACCAGAUCUUUCAGUGAUUCAGAGACUUCAGAAGUUCUCCCUGUUCAGGAGCCUGUUACCAAAGAGAUAUCUCAGACUGGAUGGGGUUACUGGGGCAGCUGGGGCAAGUCUUUACUUUCCUCAGCCUCAGCUACAGUAGCAACAGUAGGACAAGGUAUUUCAAAUGUCAUUGAGAAGGCAGAGACUUCCCUUGGAAUCCCAAAUCCCAGUGAAAUUUCAACUCAAGUCCAGUAUGCAUCAGGAGAGACAAAUGCCAAAGAAAAUGAAAAUGUCUCCCCAGUGGCUAGGCCAUUUGGUGUGUUCUCUACCAUCUCUACUGCUUUUCAGAGCACAGGAAAGAGCGUUAUAAGUGGGGGUUUGGAUGCCUUAGAAUUCAUUGGGAAAAAGACAAUGGAUGUAAUAGCAGAAGGAGAUCCUGGAUUUAAAAAAACCAAGGGUCUGAUGAACAGGAAUUCUACAUUGUCUCAGGUUUUGCGAGAGGCAAAGGAGAAAGAAGAGCUGCAGACCUCCAAAGAGGUUACCAUGGAAACAGACAAGAAAACUCAUUAUGGGCUACUCUUUGAUGAAUUUCAAGGCCUUUCUCAUCUAGAAGCUCUGGAGAUGCUUUCCCGAGAAAGUGAAAUAAAGGUGAAAUCUAUUCUUAAUUCUCUGAGUGGAAAAGAAUUAGAAACUCUAACACUUGAAUUAGAGCAACUCAAAGAAGCUUUUUCCCUAGCAGAGUUCUGUGAGGAAGAAGAAGAAGAGAAAAAAGGGGAUGAAGACUUUACCAAAGAAAUCACAGAGCUCUUUUCCCAGCUGCACAUCUCCUCCAAACCAGAGAAACUGGCCAGAGCAAGAAAUACUGCCUAUGAACGGAUCGAGACAUCUCUGACCAAGCCAUUAGCAGAGAAUGAAGAAAGGGGAAAAUACUUAGAAAUGGAAAAUACUGAGCAAGUCAAUAAAAAUUCAAUAGAGGAUAUCCAUGCAUUUGCAAUCCAGAGCCUAGCAGAACUGACUGCCUGCUCAAUUGAAUUGUUUCACAAAACAGCAGCAUUGGUUCUACAUGGUCAGAAGCAGGAAGCGACAGCCAUAGAGAGGAGCCGAGCCCUUUCCCAGAUGACAGUUGUACUGUGUAAAGAAUUGUCUAUUCUGUCCAAAGAGUUUACCACCUACCUAACAAAUGCUGGGGUCAAAGAAAAGGCAGAUGUUCUUAACCCGGUAAUCACUGCGGUAUUUCUAGAGGCAUCAAACAGUGCUUCCUAUAUCCAGGAUGCCUUUCAGCUCCUCUUACCUGUGCUGGAGAUCUCUCUUAUUGAGAGCAAGACUGAAUCACAUAGGCAUGAGCUGCAGGUCCAGUGGCCUUUGUUAGAACAUUGA